Molecule: messenger RNA, 2360 nt
Organism: Pygocentrus nattereri (red-bellied piranha)
Lineage: Eukaryota; Metazoa; Chordata; Actinopteri; Characiformes; Serrasalmidae
Exons: 7
Coding region: 998-2125 (375 amino acids)
Cellular component (GO): plasma membrane
Source: RefSeq, a predicted model, not a curated record
UGAAGACAGGAAGGAGAAAAAGAAAGGAGAAGAGAAUAACAGGAGGAUGGAAAUGUAAAGUCUGUCUAAAAAAGGUGUCUUGGCCAGCUGCUGAAAACAAAGGAUGAAUAGACAGAACAGACGUACCUUUCUCUGAGAGACCUAAAUCAUAAAGGAUUAAAAAGAAACGGCAGUAGUGCUUGAGACGUGGAAUGAGUAAGAAACAGGAGAAAUCUUAAUCACCCCAGGAAACUAAUCUCUCAAAGUACACAAAGGAGGAGGAGAAAGUACAGACGGAGAAGAUUAGACAAAUGAAUGAUUGUGUAAUGGCAUAAUUGUUCAGGACCUUCUUCACAGUGACACAAGCAUGAGUGAGAAGUGACACCUCACGGUACAUUCUCCUGAACGUUCUUCAUAACAAAGAACUUUGAGGAUCCAUCAGUCAUGAGCUGAUGGUUAAGUGACUCGAGUAGAAGAGUCUCAGUCUGUGGACAUUAAUGCCAUUGCUUCUGAGAUCCAUCAGCACUUUGGCAACACUUAUGGAUGGUGUGCUGAUGUGCAGCAUCCAGCUGGAAACAAACUGAAGCCCGUUGCCAUCUCAGCACAUCUGUCUCUUCUCUUGUCCUCCCUCUCUUAAUCCACAGCUCUUGUUCCACAGCUUUUCUGACCUUUGCUAUUCAGCUUGUUUACUUCUUCAGCUCCUCUGUUUAUUCCUCUGCUGUUUACACCACUCCUCCUCUUGAUAUUAAACCUCCUUCAAUCUGGUCCUGAGAGCCCUCUAAAUCCGCCUGUGCAUGACCUGCACAAACAAGCUCCGCCCACAUCACUCAGUGCAUCUCACACCACUGUGUCUUCCUAUCUAGUUUCCUUUGCUUUGCUCUCUUUCCUCUGAAACCCUGUAGAAGACUGUACAAUGUUUCUUCUCAGGACUGACCACAUCCCUUCUGCUCUUUAUACCCACCAGUAGAAAAACAUCUGGCCUUUGUUUUCUGUCUCCCUUUUCCUGUCUCAUUCCAUCAUGUUGGAGCACAUGUCCAGGCGUAAUCGUUCCCUGCUGUCCCUCUCUCUAACCUCUCUGGCCCUAACUCUCUCCGUGCUGGCCUUCUGCACCUCUUACUGGUGUGAAGGAACCCACAAAGUGGUGAAACCUCUCUGCCUCUCUCCUGUAAAAAUGAAGAACUGUGGCCAGAACAACAGCCAGCCCUACACUACUGAGAGUCCCACACCAGACCCCAAAAAGUCUGAAUCCAAUGUGACAUUGUCCCCAAAGCAGAAGGAGGAACAAGCCCUUAUAAGAGCAAAGAAACUGGCCAAUGCAGUCCACUACAUCUGGGAGACAGGAGAGGACAAAUACAUGCUUCGAUACUUUCACACUGGUUUCUGGUUGUCGUGUGAGAAACACAAUGAGAGUGAAGGAGAAAAAUGCCGAAGUUUCAUCGAAUUGACUCCUGGAGAAACGCAAGGGGUUCUUUGGCUAUCUGUGGUCUCAGAGUUCAUGUACAUCACUCUGCUGGCCAUGGGAUUCCUCAUGAUGUUGGUGGAGAUGCUGUUAUUGUGCUUAAAUAAGGAGAUGUACUCACUCAAGAUCAAUGCCUUUGCUGCCAUUUGCACCGUUCUGUCUGGAAUGAUGGGAAUGGUGGCUCAUAUGAUGUACACUACAGUGUUUCAACUGACUGUCAGCAUAGGCCCUAAAGACUGGAGACCACAGACCUGGGACUAUGGCUGGUCUUUUGCCAUGGCCUGGAUUUCUUUCAGCUGCUGCAUGGCAGCUGCUGUCUUCACCCUCAACUCGUACACGAAGACGUUGAUCGAGAUGAAGCACCGCACCCGCAUUCGCCUGGAAGAGGCCCGCGCUGCCACCCAUGCACCCCCUUAUGAUGAAGUCAUCACAGCCCGUCCUGGCAGCAGUGUUUACUCUGUAAACCGACUCCUUCAGCAGUGCCAGAAGGGCACACUGAUUGAUGCCGCAUGGCCCUCCAGGGAAGAGGGGCAAGCUGGGGUUAUGGUAGAGGGAAUGAACCCCCAUGGACUGGUGCUGGUGGGAGGCUGCGGAACACAGGGCUGUGAGGACUGCGAGAGAGAGAUGGACGAGAUAGAGGAUGCUCUGGAGAGAGAUGAGAAGGAGGGAGUUGAUGAAAUAUGCUGAGAGAACAGGAGAAAACAGUGAGCUGAAAGACUGUGAGGGAAAGACUAAAUAUGAAGCAGUGGUUGGAGAGAAUGGAAUCCAUUAAGCAGUACCCACCAACCCUCCUCCUGGAGAACUACUUUCCUGCACAGUCUAGUACAGGUGUCGGCAACCCAAACGUUAAGAAGAGUCAUUUUGUCCUUUCAACAAAAAUCAAACCACCUUGGCAGCCACAACAUUUUACAUCCAUUUUACC